AUGGCGGUUCAAUCAGGAACGGGCUCAUCCCCAGCUCGCACCGCCAAUCCUUCGACCGACAUUUCACUGGGACAGCGCAUGGUCUCUGCGACUGCCGGGAAUGUCUUGACCGGGCUACUCGUGACUCCUCUCGAUGUCGUACGGGUCCGUCUGCAGGCCCAAUCCAAUGUCCACAACUCCUCGCCGUAUACCUCGCAUACCGCUCAAACCUUGAAGAAUCUUCCCCCCAACCUCGGAAUUACGGCCUGCUGUCGCGAAGUAUUUUGGGUCGGAGACAAUGCACAGAUUUGUAUGAUGGGCCCACAGGCCAGCGUCGCCAGUCACCCCCCACCGGCAAUUGAUUGUGCUGUCGAAGAGACGCAACGACGGACAUUUACCUCAACAUUGGAUGGACUCCGCAAGAUCGCUCGAAACGAAGGAACGUUGACACUAUGGCGCGGACUCAGUGCGAAUCUGGUGAUGGGCAUUCCCGCCAAUGUCAUCUACUUCGCGGGGUACGACUGGCUGCGCACCGAUGAUCGAAGUCCCAUCAAACAACGGAUCUCGGAGGUAUAUGCGCCCUUGGUAGCCGGUUCAUUGGCACGGGUUACGGCUGCAUCGGUGAUCAGUCCGAUCGAGAUGUUUCGGACGCGUCUUCAAGCUACCCCCGGCGAGGGCGCGGGCCACUUCAAAAAUACCCUGACCGAUCUAUACCGGAUGACGCAGGCCAAGGGAUAUGGCUCUCUCUGGCGGGGCUUGACGCUCACCAUGUGGCGCGACGUGCCAUUCUCGGGAUUGUACUGGUGGGGCUAUGAAGAAGUCAAGAAGGCUCUCAUGGCAGCGCGCCAGGCGCCUCUCCCCGGGUCUGACCAGGAGCUGCCAGCCCCUUCCCCUGCCUCAGCGUUCGCCGACAACUUCCUCGCCGGUGCCAUCUCCGGGUCGCUGGCUGCGUUAGUCACCACCCCGUUUGAUGUCGGGAAGACUCGACAGCAAGUGUUCCGGCACAUGGACGAUCUUGCUCCCAGCGGCGAGGUCAAACGCAAGGCUGGCCCGCCGACCCCGAUCCCUCCGGAGCAACUUUCCUUACCCAAAUUCCUUCUGCACAUCUACCGAAAAGAAGGGACUCCCGGUCUUUUCCGCGGCUGGGUGGCACGCUGCCUCAAAGUUGCCCCGGCCUGCGCUAUCAUGAUCUCAACUUACGAGCUCGGCAAGCGCAUGGCCCGGGAAGUGAAUGAGCGGCGGCACUCUGAGUCUGCAUGA
Messenger RNA from Penicillium alfredii, 1239 nucleotides. Its product is annotated as putative mitochondrial carrier protein. The record is from RefSeq and is a predicted model, not a curated record. Gene Ontology annotation, biological process: mitochondrial transmembrane transport. The coding region runs from base 1 to 1239 and encodes 412 amino acids. Lineage: Eukaryota; Fungi; Ascomycota; Eurotiomycetes; Eurotiales; Aspergillaceae. The transcript is spliced from 2 exons.